Messenger RNA from Olea europaea var. sylvestris, 1623 nucleotides. RefSeq lists its product as uncharacterized. NCBI's taxonomy places the organism in Eukaryota, Viridiplantae, Streptophyta, Magnoliopsida, Lamiales, Oleaceae. Gene Ontology annotation, cellular component: nucleus; cytoplasm. Gene Ontology annotation, biological process: oxidative RNA demethylation. The record is from RefSeq and is a predicted model, not a curated record. Bases 162 to 1349 code for a protein of 395 amino acids. The transcript is spliced from 3 exons. Gene Ontology annotation, molecular function: ferrous iron binding; oxidative RNA demethylase activity; broad specificity oxidative DNA demethylase activity.
AAUUUAUCCUAGUCACACCGCCACUCCUCCGGAGGUCACGUCUGAGUCACGGGAAAAAAAGUAAAAAUUCAAAAAGAACGCCUUUUGGUUUCCCUAAGAAAUUCCAUUUACCUGACGGUACCAGAAAGUUUAUCUCCUGCAUCUCGUGGAGUCGUAAUAAAAUGGAUCGAGGUGGCCGUCGUGGCGGAGGUAGGUAUCGCAGCCCCAGAGGACGAUCAUCGCCUUCCGCCGGUCAUUCGCCCAAUCGUCACGGCUCUGUUGGAUCUCAUGGUUAUUCCAGGAAUGCUUCCUCAGGACGUGGAGUAUUACAAUAUAGAAGGAAAAAUCCAGAAACAACGCCAGUUGGUGUUUCAUGUCCCUCAAACAUUAUAUCUAGUGCUGAAAACCUUAAAUUAGAGUGUAACACAACAAAAUUGGAGUAUGUUAGCCCAAAAUAUCAGGAGUCAGCGUCUACACCUCCCUCAAACAUUAUAUCUAGUGCUGAAAACCUUAAAUUGGAGUGUAACACAACAAAAUUGGAGUAUGUAAGCCCAAAAUAUCAGGAGUCAGUGUCUACACCUCCCAACAUGAAUGAGAGGAAAACUCAUCAAGAACAGUUGAGGGGUGCAGGGAAAGAAAGCUUCAGUUUACCACACCUUGGUGGUACUUCUCCUGUUGAUGCAUCUUACACGAAGAAAGGACCAUCUCAGAGUAGUGUAUCUGAUUCUAAAGAGAGUCAUUUCGGACAGGAAACUCAAAGCAGGACAAGUGCUACUGAAAACACUGUUGGUGAUGGCAGGCCUAAUGAUUCUGAUAGCCUGCAGAAAGGAUAUUCCUUUGAUAUUUGUGUGGAGAAAAUUGGGAGUUUUGUCAAGCUGCAACCCCCUCUGCUUGUGAAGAAUAGAGAAAAGAAGAAUGAAAUGAAGCGCCGUACAGAAGGAGAAAACAUCAAGGUUUUAAGGCCUGGUGUGGUUCUAUUGAAGUGUUACCUACCCUUAAUGGAUCAGGUCAAAUUGGUAAAGAUGUGUAGAGAUCUUGGUCUGGGUUCUGGGGGUUUCUACCAACCUGGUUAUCGGGAUGGAGCACAGCUGCGUUUGAAGAUGAUGUGCCUUGGUAAAAAUUGGGACCCUGAGACAAGUGUGUACAGUGACGAAAGGCCUACUGAUGGAGCUAAACCUCCUCCUAUUCCUGCUGAGUUCCUGCAGUUGGUUAAAGGAGCAAUUCAAGACUCUCAUGCUUAUUUAGAAUCAACCACUAAAGUAAGAAAAGUUGAAGAUAUUUUUCCCUCUAUGUCACCAAACAUCUGCAUUGUCAAUUUCUACACACAGCGUGGCAGUCUAGGUCUUCAUCAGGUUUGUAGAUUUACUUAAUCUUUGACUCUGUUAAAUUGGUUAAUAGAUUUGUAUUUACAGAACUUUUUCUUUGCUUAUUUAGUGGCCUAGUUUUGUUCUUUGUGACAAAUUUAUUAACAGCUGGAAAUACUUAUAAACCUAUGUGCAAGUCUUCGUAUCAUACUAGACUUUUCACAGGAUUGUUGCAACAUAAUUGCCCUAAGAAAUUGAUGGAAGAAAGCAACUUAAGGGAAUAUUGUAGAUUAUGUAAUAUUAUUCAGAUUGCAUUUCUUUGGUCUUGAUAGCCCAUUUC